Microbotryum saponariae is the source of this 2297-nucleotide messenger RNA. The record is from the annotation of a GenBank genome assembly. NCBI's taxonomy places the organism in Eukaryota, Fungi, Basidiomycota, Microbotryomycetes, Microbotryales, Microbotryaceae.
AUGAACGAGCACGCAAUUCAAGCCGAGAUCGCUCGACUGUCCAGUACGUUCGUUCCCACUGCCCCGAGUGAUCUUGCGUGUGCGCUGACUUGGACUGCCGGACGCCACCCGACCGACCGCGCGGUCGUACAGAUGCGAUCGCGCAGCACAAGGCCCACGUAGCCGCCACGGGAGAAGCACCCGUUUACCCCACGACUUGGAACCCUGGCAGAGGAAACUCCAGGGGUAGAGGGGCGUCGAGAGGUAGAGGGGUGAGAGGGUGGGGAGGUAGAGGAGGUAGAGGAGGCGCGUUCGUUCAUCGCAACGCCACCUGGCACGCACCGGCACUAGCCCGCACUUCCUCGGCCACUACACCAUCAUCAGCAUCGUCAUCGACGACCCCCGUGGCGACGACCCCCUUUGCGACCACGUCAAGACCACCUGUUCCCGUAGGAGGCUUCCGCAACAAGGUCCUCGUGCUCAACAAGGACCAGAGCCCUGCAGCGACGUCGACCUCGACGACGACGAUCAACACCGAAUCAACCUCGACCACAUCCCCGCCCUCGACCACUACUUCCACCACCUUGUCAAGCACCGCUCCAUCAGCGAGCACAUCCCGACAUGCACCCAUGAAGGAGGUUCUCAUCGACGGGGUCAAGUUCAUCACCGACGCGAGGGCCCACAAGCUCAUUCGCAAGACCUCGGCCACCACCGGUAAGUUCGCAGCUCCGCACUCCCCCUCGCUCUUGUCCCAAAACCUGACACUUUCACUCCCUCCAGCCCCAACGAUGGCAUCAACGAGCUCGAGCUCGGACCCGACCAAAGCAUUGACCCCGCGUCGCGCCUCCGUCUCGGGCACGACCUACAUCCGCACCAAGAACGGCAACCUCAUCUCCCUCGACGUCGCGCGCAAGAGAAAGGAACUGAGCGACAAGAAGCACUUUGAAGCCAAGAAGGCUCGACUCGAUCGACUGGUCGGGAUCGUCCAUGAUGUCCAGAAUGCGAGGAAUAGCGCUCGUUCGACGAGGACGAGCGGGUCCAAGCGGGGUGGUAGAGGGGGUGCCAAGAGGUUCGUCAUGAAUGCUAACAUCGCCACAGAGCACUCGAUUCUGUGAUCUCAUGAUUUUGUUCCAUGCAGCACCUCAACUCGACCCAAGUCGAUGAAGCUGUGUCGUUUCUUCCAGAAAACCGGUGAGAACCCACUCAAACCCACGCGCCGUCGAUCGUGGCUUGCUUUGCAUCGAAUCCGACCCCCCUCGACUCAAGAGCUUGCUGCGAUCCUUACAUUUUCUGACCUUUCAUGUUCCGCACCCCUUUCGAUCACCUCUUUCAUUAACCUGGUACGUCCCCUUCGUUCCUCACUUCCACUCGCGCUCUUUAAAAACCCACCAGGCCAAUGCACGAACGGUCUCCGCUGCCGCUACAUCCACGAUUCGCACCGCGUCUCGAUCUGUCCCAACUUCCUACGAUCCAAAUGCGCCUUCGAUUCUUCGACCUGUACGCUCUCGCACGAACCUAACGCGCACCGUUCACCUCAUUGCAUCCACCACCCUCAUUGUACCCGUCGACCGAAUUGCCCCUUCUCCCAUAUCGACGGACUGCCCGCUUUAUCCGAAUCGACGAUUUGUCGACCGUUCGUCGAAUACGGGUGGUGCGAAUUGGGGGAAAAGUGUCGUUCGAGGCAUGCGAACGAAUGUCCUCGGUUCAGUGAGACGGGCGUUUGUGAGGAGAAGGGGUGUCGAUUGCCUCAUGUUUUGAGGAGGAGGAAUGAGGUCAAGAGUGGGGGUGGUGGGGGUGGUGGUGGUGGUGGUGGUGAGGGGGACAAGAAGGAGGGUGGGGAGGAGUUGGGGAUCGAUUGGAAUGCGGGACCGGAAUGGACCGUGGGUGAGAAGAGGAAAGUUGAUGAGGGGGAGGGAGGGGGAGAGGGGGUGGGGGAGGGUAGGGCGGAGAAGAGGCGCAAGGCUGGCUUGACGUUCGAAGGGAACGAGUUGGCGCAGAAUCAGGACUAUGUUCGACUCGAGGUCGAGUUGGAUGAUUCGACUGAUGAUCAUGAUGAGGAUGACGAAGACGAAGACGAUGACGAAGAGGACGACGACGAGGAUGUUAGUUCGGGUGACGAAGAGCAUCCCCACGAGGAGGAAGCGAUCGAGCUCGAUGACGCUCAGGAGGAAGAGGAUGAAGAAGAGGAAGCCGACGAGGUCAAGAAGGACCUCUUGGGCGGAACAAAGGACGGUAAUGACGACUCGUAUGCCAGUGAUAUGAUGUCGUGGAUCUCGCAUGGUGUCGAUGCCGGCUUCGAUCAUGGGUACGAGUUCUGA